CAGAGCCGAGCUGCUGGCGAAGCGGAGCGUGUCGCAGGUUAGCCAUGUCAUCUGAGCCUCCGCCACCACCACAGCCCCCAACCCACCAGACUUCGGUGGGGCUGCUGGACACCCAGCGGGCCCGUGACCGGUCACCGUCCCCUCUUCGGGGCAACGUGGUCCCCAGCCCACUGCCCACCCGCCGGACAAGGACCUUCUCAGCGACGGUGCGGGCUUCUCAAGGUCCUGUAUACAAAGGAGUCUGCAAAUGUUUCUGUCGAUCCAAGGGCCACGGCUUCAUCACCCCGGCCGAUGGCGGCCCCGACAUCUUCUUGCACAUUUCUGAUGUGGAAGGGGAGUACGUCCCCGUGGAAGGCGACGAGGUCACCUAUAAGAUGUGCUCCAUUCCCCCCAAGAAUGAGAAGCUGCAGGCCGUGGAGGUGGUCAUCACCCAUCUGGCUCCAGGCACCAAGCACGAGACCUGGUCCGGCCACGUCGUCAGCUCCUAGGAGAGGCCGGAAGCACCCCUUUCUCCUGGGCUUGCGGGAGACUUUGGGGGGAGGAGGAGGCAGGACCAAACUGGAGAUGCUGGUCUGCCGCUUAAGGUGGGGCUUCAAAGGGAGGAGCCCGUCGGUCCCUUUCAAGUAUCUCCUGGAGGAGGGGGCGUGGGGGGCAGGCAUGGGGGUGCUCUCGGCCACCAGCACAGCCUCUGACCAUUGCAACAGUCUCUCACCAUCUGAAAAGCAUUAAAAGCAUGGAAAAAGGGGUGCCCGCUGGUGGCUGAGUGGAGGGUCCAACCCCAGCCCGGGGGUGGGUCAGGCUUCCCCAGCCCACAGAGUCCUUUGUGCCCCUGGACUGGAGACUCAGUCCCCGGGUCCAGUCCGCACCAGGGCUGACAGGGGUCCUGCACGUCUCCUCGGAUGCACUCUUACCCAUGUGGCCACCUUCCUCGUGUCCAUGGCCCCGGGCCCAGGCCCUUCUCUUGCUCCUUGUGGUUGGUUCUGGGCGGGGGAGAAUCUGGCUCAACAGUGCGAGCAGGGGAGGGCUCUGGUGCCUUGCAAGUGGGAAGUGUCACUACUGGGCAUCUGGGGAAAAGUGUUUCUCCGGGAGCCCUGAGCCUUCCCCCCUUGGCUCUGCCGAGCUCCACUGCAUCCUCUCCUAGGAGCCUGGUGUCCUUCCGCCCUCAAGGUGAAUGAUCAUUUCGAAGGCAUUUCACGUCCCUGGUCCUUCAGCUGGUGGGUGGGCAUGGGAGCAGGGAGGGUCUUUGUCUAAAAUCAGACCUUUGUCCAGAUCCAUCCAGAAGAGAGUCAGUGGCUCGCUUCUGGGCCGGCCUGGUCAAGUCAAAAGUUAGAGGAGAAAUGCACCUUUGGUGUGGGGUUUUCUUGUAAACUGGUGUUAAGACAUGCUUGGGAUUUUCUUCUUUCCUUUUUUAAUACCGAAGGCUCUCAGUCAGAGCCAGCCCUGUGCGCGCUCCGCUGCCGACAUUUCGAACCUUUGUAGAUAUUUGCUGUCAACAUAUCCUUGGGAGUUUCUUUGCGGUGGUUUGGUUUGGCUUGGCUCUCGUUGUGAUUUAAAAAUAGAAAUAGCUGGGUAAUAAUGUUUUGAAAUAUGGGGCUUAUGUGUAGUCAGGAAACCAUGUGUCAGUGCAGGGAAGUGAACCCUUGAAAGCCCGGGGGGCAGACGGGGGUGUGCGCACAAGAGAGGCUGGCCGGGGGUGCAGACCCGGGAGCAUGCCGGGAGCAGGAAGGCCCUUGUCGGGUGUCUGUCUGUGGUCCUGGUUGUCUUUCCGUCUGGGAAGAGCUUCCUUUGAAAGGGGUUGGAAGGUAGAAAUAUUUUGCUGACGACUGGUGAGUUUUUAAAAUACACAGAUAAGUGUGUUGACUGUGUGCGUGUGUGUGCGCGCGUGUGUGCUGGCAGACGGUGCAGUGAAACAGCGCAGUGAAGCGAGCAGUUGGUGUGCUUUUUCCUGGCCCAUGGGCCCCCCCCCCCUGCCACCGAAGGGCCCCUGCGCCCCCUGCCUCCUGCUGGGUCCGCGGAGGCCUUUGCUGGCUGCGGGCCGUGCUUCCGGAGCUCCUUUUGGGAGGACGUCUGAUGCUGGUGACAGAGCUGGGAACAGCAUCCGGGAUUCCUUCCACAUCUUUCCUCCCACCAGCCGCUUCUCUCUCAAUAAAGU
Molecule: messenger RNA, 2152 nt
Organism: Enhydra lutris kenyoni (northern sea otter)
Lineage: Eukaryota; Metazoa; Chordata; Mammalia; Carnivora; Mustelidae
Product: calcium regulated heat stable protein 1
Exons: 4
Coding region: 45-488 (147 amino acids)
Biological process (GO): regulation of mRNA stability
Cellular component (GO): cytoplasm
Molecular function (GO): mRNA 3'-UTR binding
Source: RefSeq, a predicted model, not a curated record